Drosophila novamexicana is the source of this 2097-nucleotide messenger RNA. RefSeq names its product regulator of MON1-CCZ1 complex (gene Bulli). The record is from RefSeq and is a predicted model, not a curated record. Bases 58 to 1980 code for a protein of 640 amino acids. Gene Ontology annotation, biological process: regulation of autophagy. The transcript is spliced from 7 exons. Lineage: Eukaryota; Metazoa; Arthropoda; Insecta; Diptera; Drosophilidae. Gene Ontology annotation, cellular component: late endosome membrane; lysosomal membrane; Mon1-Ccz1 complex.
UAUGUGGGUGGAAAACUCGUAGAAAUUCUUGGACUGCACAACAAUACAUUUAAAACAAUGGAAAAACCUAAUGGAAUACACUAUAUUGAUCUUUCUAACAAUUUCAUACGCUUUGACGCCGUCAGCCAGCUAACAAAUGUCUUCUUCGACGACUCCAACAAGCAGAUUUUUGCAGUCCGCUCGGGCGGGGCCACGGGCGUGGUGGUUAAGGGCCCCGUGGAGGAUACUGUGAUAACGUUUUGCAUGAGUGAUCGUGGAGGCGCUAUACGCUCCAUUAAAUUCUCGCCGGACAAUCAAAUUCUGGCCGUGCAACGCAAGGAAAACGCGGUAGAGUUUGUUUUCUUUCAGGGCGAACAGCCGCUGUUGCAGGACAUCAUAACGCAUCAGGUCAAAACGCUGAUCUAUGGCUUCGUUUGGGUGCACAAUCGCGAGCUGGCGCUCAUAUCGAACACUGGCGUGGAAAUCUUUCAAAUUCUGCCCGAGAAGCGACAGGUGCGCUCGGUAAAGGCGCUGAGCAUAAGCAUCAAAUGGUUUGCCUGGUGCUGUGAUGCCAAUGUCGCGCUGCUGUGCACCACAGAGGGCAACACCCUGGUGCCUGUGCUGGUAAAGCAAAAGGUCAUUACCAAGCUGCCCAAAGUGGACUUGGGCAAUCCAGGUCGCGAGGUGCAGGAGAGCAAAGUAACGUUGGGUAGAGUAUAUGGAGUGCUGGCCGUGCUCAUACUGCAAUCAAACAGCGCCUCGGGCAUGAUGGAGGUCGAAGUGCAUCUGUUAAAUGGGCCUGGUCUGGCGCCUCGCAAAUGCCAUGUGCUGCGUCUCAGCCUUAUUGGGCGUUUUGCCAUUAACACUGUGGACAACCUGAUAGUGGUACAUCACCAGGCCACUGCGACAUCGCUGCUCUUCGAUAUUGCGCUCAGCGGUGAGGUGAUCGAUGAUGUGACCUACCAUGCGCCCAUUACGCCAGGACGCUCCAUUAAACCAUUUGGACUCAAGCUGCCCUCGCUCUCCCCUGAUGGCCAAAUUCUGCAGUGCGAGCUUUAUUCUACCAACUGGGUACUCUUCCAGCCUAAUAUUGUGAUUGAUGCCAAACUGGGCUGUAUGUGGUAUUUAAAUCUAUCCAUUGAACCACUCUGCAGUCUUAUCUCGGACCGCAUACGUCUCACUGAGUUUCUGCUGCAGCGCAGCAGUGGCAAACAGAUGUUGUUGAAGGUGGUGGGACAGCUGAUGGACGAUCAGUACAAGGGCACGCUGCUGCCCGUGCUGGAGACCAUCUUUGAUAAGAUCAACAAGAUUUAUUCCUCCUGGGUGCAGUUGGAGCUUCAGAAUCAAACGGCGCUGCCCUCCAAUGUGAAGAGCACAAUAGCUAAGAACUCAACGCCGCCCAUUGUGCUCAUCGAGCAAUCGGACAUGGUGCAAAUCUUUCAGCCCAUUACCAAGCGAACGUACACGGAAACUGUGCUAAUGCUGUACCUGCAAUCCCUAAACAAAUACAACAUUUCCGCUCAGGAGGAGCUGAGCAAAAUGGUCAUCAGCGAGCUAAUACGCAAUCGUAGCUUUGAUACGCUGCGCCGCCUGGUCAGCUACUCCAUGCUGCUGGAGUCCAAGUCUGUUGCGUGCUUUUUGCUAGCGCACUCCGAUGUCAACUCGGCCAUUUCACAGGUGGCCAUUGAUAUGCUGGGCAAAAUUCAAGCCCAUGAGAUCAUAAUUGAGGUCAUGCUGGGCCAGGGCAAGGUCAUAGAUGCGCUGCGGCUGGCCAAAAACUCGCUGGGCUUAGAAAAGGUGCCGGCGCGCAAGUUCCUCGAGGCGGCCUACAAAACGCAAGAUGAUUUGAUCUUCCACAGCGUCUACCGAUUCUUUCAGAUGCGCAAUUUGCGCAUGUACGAGACUCUGGCGUUUCCCAAAGCCGAACAAUGCACCGAGUUUAUACAGCACUAUAACACUACAUUUGCCGCGGAUAGUGCCAACAAGUUGCAGAUUAGCUGAGCCCUUUCGGGUUUGUUCAGUUUAUUUUGUGAUUUAGCUAAUAAUUGAUUGGGGUAUUCACACUUGAGUCUACAAAUAGCCUAAGCUUGUAAUUAAAUUAGAAUAAACAAAAUAACU